AUGGCUGAAUCUUCUGAAAAACAUAUAAAGGAUCUACAAAAUGAAACAAUACAAAAUGUAGAAAGCACCACUGAACCUUCUCCUGACGAUGCAGUCAUAGAUCCUCUAGAAAAAAUCAAAUUAUUUGUUGAAAAAACAGAAUCAAUGAAAGAAAUUGCUAAAGAGAAAAACGAGCAGUUGGAACAACAAUUUAAAGAAUUAAAAGAGAAACUAAGUUCGAGUUCAGAGUACUUAAUGAGGAUCAAGAAAAACAUUGAAAACUUGAAGUUCUCCUAUCAAAAGAAUGUUUCAGAAAUGCAAAAGCAUUUAGAUCCAGCUGAUUGCCUAGAAAACAGAACUCCAGAAACUAAACAUGACAUAGGGAAGGAGAUGGAAGAAAUCCGUAGAAAAAUUGAAACACUUCAGGCUAGAGUGAAAGAGCAGACAGACAAACAUCAACAUGUAACUGAAGAUUACAAAAGUGCUUUUGAUAAAGUAGUUGAUACACUAGAAGUGAUUGAAAGUGGAUCUUUCAGCUCCCAAGAUCUGCGUAACAAGUCUAAAUGA
Messenger RNA from Acanthoscelides obtectus, 546 nucleotides. The record is from the annotation of a GenBank genome assembly. NCBI's taxonomy places the organism in Eukaryota, Metazoa, Arthropoda, Insecta, Coleoptera, Chrysomelidae.